Molecule: messenger RNA, 2653 nt
Organism: Engraulis encrasicolus (European anchovy)
Lineage: Eukaryota; Metazoa; Chordata; Actinopteri; Clupeiformes; Engraulidae
Gene: mkks
Product: MKKS centrosomal shuttling protein
Exons: 4
Coding region: 104-1789 (561 amino acids)
Biological process (GO): chaperone-mediated protein complex assembly; developmental process; cilium assembly
Cellular component (GO): kinociliary basal body; cytoplasm; nucleus
Molecular function (GO): ATP binding
Source: RefSeq, a predicted model, not a curated record
UCAUCCACCAGUCAAUUUCAAACUGUAUUCUUUAGUUUGCUUUGAAAACAACGCGAAUGUACAUGCCAAUUAUUAUGUUAGCAAAUGCAAACCGCUCGUCGUGAUGUUAAAUAUCCGGAAGAAGAAAACGCAGUCUGUUUGCAAGGAGGACCCUCUGUCUGGUGAAGAAAUAAAUGCUAAACUGACUUUGUUAUGGCAGAUAGUAACAUCGUGCUAUGGUCCGCGUGGAAGACUAAAGCAUGUUCACAACAACUUGGGGAAUCACAUCCAGACCACCUCGACAUCUGCUGUGCUUUUUAAAACUAUCCAGACCUCCGAACCGUUGCUGAAGCUACUGGUCGCUUCCUUGCAGAAUCACACACAGCGUUACAGUGACUGUGGGCUCUUUGCAGCUAUUCUCUGUCUUGGACUUGUAGAAGGCGCUAAACAACUUAUUAAUCACAACGCCGCAGAGGUGAUAUCAGUCUACAAACACAUACAGAAGCUAUGCAAUGCAUACCUCAUGGGGAACGAGUGCAAGUGUAAAAUCGCAAUUGAUUUCAGUAGCUGUCAGGAACUUCUGGUCGUAGCUCGGAGUGUUAUUACAAGCAAGCCAGCUUGUGGUCUGAAUGCUGCUGAGACACUCCAUAUCAGCACUAUGGUCACGAAGGCCUUCUUGCAAACCAUUCCGACUAGUUCCUCAGACAGUGUGCACCUGGGUAAGACAGUAAUGGUUGCUUUGGAAGGAGAGGCGGUGCAGAAAUCUGCAGUUCUUCCAGGGGUUCUCAUAGACAUGCCUGACUCUUUUCCACCAGACACGGUGGUGGAGCAAUAUGCCGCAACUCCCUGUAGAGUAGCUGUGUUCAAUGCCUCGCUGUCAGGAGACUUGUCAGAGGUCGGCGAGGCUGUCAUGGAGAUCCACCACCGUGGCUCUGAUGUAGAGGCGGGUAUCCUGGACACGCUUUUGGAGCUGGGUGAACAGAUGAGGAGAGAUGGGGUGAAGCUGUUCAUGUGCCAACGGGUGAUCCAUCCAGUCCUGCAGCAGUACCUGAGGGAACAUGGUAUUGUGGUGGUGGAGAGGUUUGGCAUUGCCCUCCUGGAUCCAAUCAUAUCCGCAACAGGUGCCCAGGCCAUGGCGACAGUUGGCACUCCAUUUCCCCCAGAGGCCUACGGACAGGUGGACACACUGCGGAGAGAGUGUUUUGGAAACAGACCAAUGCUUCACCUACUGCCCAGUGGGAGCCCUGCGGUCUGCACCAUGGUCUUGUGUCACAGGAACGAGACCGUGCUGAAUGAACUCAAGCUGACGUGUGAGAAGGCACUGCAUGUGCUGCAGCUGACCCUGAAGGAACCCUAUGCUCUGCUGGGGGGCGGCUGCACAGAAACACACCUCGCCGCCUACAUCCGCCAAACGAUUCCGAAGACUUUGGGGAUUUCAGGCACAGUGGGCUGUUCACCCUCAGACCUCCAGCUAGGGGCAGAGGCCUUCUGUCAUGCACUGGAAGCUGUAGUAACGACACUUCAGCGUAAUGUCGGACUAUCCACAAUUGACCAUAUGCCAACUGAUCAUGUGCCCUAUGCCUCAUCAUCGUCCUCAGCUGAAGAAACGAAUGCCGGCCAACCUGAGUCGUGCGGUUGUGGCCACUUCAACUCAAGACACCUUGAAUUCUGUUCAGUACCUCCAGCACACUCAGCCUUCAACAUUUCUGUGUUAGACUCCUUUCUGGCCAAAGUCAAUGCUCUGAAUGUGGCUGUGGAGAUGGCCAGUCUCCUCCUGGACAUUAAGUACAUUAUAAACGAUGUGAACUGAUUGAUGGGGAUGCUAUUCAAUCCAAUACAUCAACUUACACUGGAAAGAUUUUUCACCCAUUUGAGUAUAUCUUUACUGUUAAGGGAAGUACUGUAUUUAUUUAUUUGUGUAUUUAUUAUUGAUUGUGCUAUUUACAUGCACAAUUCAACUUUAUUCGCUUUGUAGACAGACACACAGGAACAUUCCAUGUGGGACUACGGACUAAGGACAUCAUUAAUGCACAUUUUGCACUACUUGCAAUAGCCAGACUUGCACUCACAAGAUCUGAAGAUAUAACUUGCUUUCGCAAGACACAGCAUCCUAGAUGUCCUUGUCUCUUUUAACCGAUCUCAGUUUUCAAUCAGUAAUUUUGUUCAGUUUGCAGUUGACAAUGGCUUCCAGCCCAAAAUGUCACCAAAAGGUGAGAGCCACAUUUAAUCAGUGAAAACCUGUCAAAAAAGGCAAGCGACACUACCUGUCACUGCUUGCUUUUUCCUCAUUUCAAAAAACGCUUGUUAAAUGCCCAAGCCAUUCUUUAUACCUCAGCCUCCAAAGCACAUAAAAUCUUACCAUGAAAUUUGACCAUUUUUCCAAUAUGCAUACUCCCAUCCUCGGCCUGUGCUUGUGACCUCGCGUUUCGCUCAUGCCCCGCCUCUGUGGAGAGAACAAAGGCCGUUUCCCAAUGUCUAGUGUGUGUCCUUUGAAGUGUAUCAGCCUUCGUAAUCACGGCCAGUGAUUGGAUACUCUUUGGUGAACUUUGAGGAGUAUCCAUCAAUCACUGGGUGUGACUUAUUAGGCUGACACACUUCCAAGGCUCAUACACUUGACAUUGGAAAAUAAAGAAAGUUUCCCCGCUGUCACCAUAGCCACAACUUCAUUCACCAU